AUGGCGCAUGUUCUGCAACAGAUCUUGUAUCAGAGCCCUCUAUCUUUAUAUCUGAAAGCUACUGGAAUCUUGACUCUUAUUGGUGGCUUUAAUGCUGCAUACUCGGAGGUCAGAGGAGCUAAUCUCACAUACUCCAAAUUUUCUCAGACAGGACAAGUAAAAGAAGCCAAGAGAAUAUCCAGCAGAAACGCCAUGCUUAUUUGCUAUUGGCCUGUCUUAAUAGCUACAUCACUGUUCCCGCUUUCCAAACUGGAAUACAGUGGAUCAACAGGCCUGCUGUCCUCCAUGGGGAUGAAGCAGGCAGGAAGCCCACGUCUGCUCACCCUCUCAUCUGCUUUAACUAUACAUUCCUUAAAAGAGUAUUGGAGGCAAGUUCUGUUUCUGCACCGUUACUCUGGUGAUAUGACUCUGCAAACUGCACUAGGGAUUUCAUUUGGAUAUUUAUUUCAAACUGUUAAUCUGUUGUACGCCCAGCAGCUCUCAGAGGGCUUGCAGUCGCCGGCUAGGGACUUGAUGUGGAAUCAAAUUGAUCUUGAUUCCCGUCACCUGCCCAUUGAAUCCAGACAAAUUGAAACAAAAAUCGAAAGGCUCAUUGAUUCCAACAUUGAUGGCCGGCUUGGGUAUUGUUUAAAAGGAUCCGUUCCUUUGUGA
Cryptomeria japonica (Japanese cedar) is the source of this 651-nucleotide messenger RNA. RefSeq lists its product as uncharacterized. The transcript is spliced from 3 exons. The record is from RefSeq and is a predicted model, not a curated record. The coding region runs from base 1 to 651 and encodes 216 amino acids. NCBI's taxonomy places the organism in Eukaryota, Viridiplantae, Streptophyta, Pinopsida, Cupressales, Cupressaceae.